GGUUUUGAAGUCUUUUGCGCGGUCAAGCACGAGAUUGUGCAGUGGAAGACUGGUGUUGACGUGAGAAGUUUCCAAGGGCAAAGCGUAAAUCGACCGGCAAAGUUGCCACUUCGGUUGGGCUACUCUAGAGCUGUGCUACAAAGCACUUCUUGUCGCAAUGCUCGAUCAAUGGAGAGCUUCCAGCGCGCCAUCGAUGCGCUCGACGCCCUUCUCACCGCGCCUGGAUCUCUUUCGCCGCUCGAGUCCCAUCUCCAGAUCACUUCACAGCAUCUCAGGCAUUUGGAUUUGGAAGAACCACUGUCCGAGCUCAGUGUCAUUCAUGUGGCCGGGACCAAAGGCAAAGGGUCGACAUGCGCUUUCGUGGAGGAGAUACUGAGAGCUUCCGGGUUCCGGACGGGACUUUUCACUUCACCGCAUCUACUGGACGUUAGAGAACGAUUUCGUUUCGAUGGGCAACCAGUCUCGCAGGAGCUCUUUGCCAAGUACUUUUGGUGGUGCUGGGAACGUCUACAGGCUCUCCCAGGAGAUAGUUUCCACAGUGGAGUUUCGAUAGCGCGGGUUUCAAGGUUUCUCACUGUUCUAGCAUUCAAGAUGUUUAUCUCCGAGAAAGUGGAUGUUGCAAUUCUAGAAGUUGGUCUUGGUGGUCGAUACGACACCACCAACGUCGUGAAAUCCCCGGUUGUCUGCGGAGUAACUUCUCUUGGUUACGAUCAUAUGGAAGUCCUGGGAAGUACUCUUGGAGAAAUCGCUUCCGAAAAGGCUGGAAUUUUCAAGGCAGGUGUUCCAGCCAUAACCGUGCCACAGGCGAGCGAAGCUUUAGAUUCUUUGCAAAAACGAGCAAAGGAACUCAAUAUUUGCUUGGAAGUGGCAGCCCCUUUGACAGCGUAUGGCCUUGGAGACUUAGAACUGGGGCUCAAAGGCGAGCAUCAGCGCGUAAACGCUGCACUCGCCGUAGCUCUUUGCAAACGCUGGGCCGGGAGUUCCGGACACAACGAGCACAAACUUCUCGUAGAAAAUGCUAUCGAGCAUGCUCGUCUGCCUGAUUCUUACAUCACUGGCCUCGUCCAAGCUCGCUGGGAAGGAAGAGCACAAGUCAUCCAUGACAAGCUUUGCAGCAACCUUAGCUUUUACAUCGAUGGAGCUCACAGCCCCGAGAGCAUGGAAGUUUGCGGCAAAUGGUUCUCUUCAGCGUCCAAAGCUGAUGCUUCUCCGUGUGGAGAUCAGUGCAAGAUCCUUCUUUUCAACUGCAUGCCCAAGCGUGAUCCACAGCUUCUCUUGCCACGCCUGAAGGAAGCCUGUGCUCGGGAGGAAUCACCAAUUCAGCUGGCUCUCUUUGUGCCACCAUACUCGAGCAGCUUCUCGGUGAAGCACAUUUGCACCGGGAGAGCUGACACUUCCUGGCAGGAGAUCUUGUGGCAGCACUGGGAAGCACUGGAAGCAAGCAAAGAUGAUCACUGCUUCAUCAACUCCAGCGAAAGCUCCAGCAUCGUCCAACAGCUGAAAGACGACGAAGGCUUUUCUCGAGACACGAGUUUGAUGAUUGGAUCCUCCAGCGCAGUAUUGCCUUCGCUGCCAUCAUCGAUACAAUGGCUACAGCGUAUUGCAAAAGGCUAUCCUCAGCUACACUUGCAGGUUCUUGUCACUGGCUCUUUGCACUUGGUCGGAGAUGUCUUAAAACUUAUCAAGUAUACUUGAUAAGCUAUGCAUACUUGUACAGGUUUGCUUAAGCAAACCAAUUAGUUUGCUUAAUGUAAUCAUGUCAAUAACCACGUGA
Messenger RNA from Selaginella moellendorffii, 1774 nucleotides. RefSeq names its product folylpolyglutamate synthase. The record is from RefSeq and is a predicted model, not a curated record. Bases 169 to 1695 code for a protein of 508 amino acids. Gene Ontology annotation, molecular function: tetrahydrofolylpolyglutamate synthase activity; ATP binding. Gene Ontology annotation, biological process: tetrahydrofolylpolyglutamate biosynthetic process. Gene Ontology annotation, cellular component: cytosol; cytoplasm; mitochondrion. The transcript has 13 exons. NCBI's taxonomy places the organism in Eukaryota, Viridiplantae, Streptophyta, Lycopodiopsida, Selaginellales, Selaginellaceae.